AAUCUGCCUUCAGACUGUGUUUCUCUCCCUUGUCCCUGGGGAUGCGAAAGACUCGCUCAAUUGACUCCAGAAUUUGAAAAGUCUGAGGCAGCGAGAGGAAAAAGGUGGGUCACUGGCUCUAGAGCAUUGCUGACCUUGUGUGCAAGCCUUCCUCUUCCUACUCCUGGCUGGUGACCGUGCCAAAGUAGUUCAGCCUCUUUGGACCGCAGCUUUUGUUCCUUCUGUUAAAUGAGAAUAGUAUCUGCCUUGCCUGGUUGUUGUCAGGGUUCAAGGUAAAGUGCCCCUUGCAUUGCAGGCCUUCAAUAAAUGGGGCCUUUUGUUAUCUGCCGACUAGUCUAGUGAUCCUUUCAAAAAAGGAACUACGUUGAGAUGGCUGUUGUAUUUUUAUGAACUCUUGCAAACUCUGUAAUUGUUUCCUCUUUUUCUUAGAGCUCACAAAGCAGCCAUUUGAUAACAUGUUCUAGAAUUUUGCCUUGAAUUAACUUUAAGAACACCAGCCUGUAGCUUUUGGCAUCCCUUUAGAAUUUUUUUGAAAAUUAGAACAAUGUUUGACUGUCUUCACUCUCCCUUCAACUCUCCUAUUAACUAGACGCCUCAUGUAUUAGUGAGACUUUCUUUUGCAGGUUUCCUUUGUACUCUGAGGUGUAAUCUGUCUAGACAAAGAGACUUGAGCUCCUUUCCAAUAACUGUAUCUCUGAGCCUGUCUUGGUUUUCAUUUCCUUUGGACUGUUGUUUAUCCUCCUCUUUCCAAUCCAAUGCCCGUUCUCCUUCCAGAGAAAACAGAUGUCAAACAGGAGCCCAGUGAGUGCACUUGAACCACUUCAUACUUCAGGACCCUGUUUACGUCAGUCGCUAGUGAAAGUCCUCACUCCCACGUCGUUUUCACAUGGACAUGCGGGUCCCCUCAUCGGGGUCGUGUCCACACCCCCAUGCUCAUCUGUCCUCGCUUCCUCUCCUUAGACCCUUCAGCUGGCUCCCUCGCUCAAUAACUUCCCAGCAGCCGCCUCCUUUUCUCUGAUUGUCUCUGAGAAUACUGUUGCCUCUGUAGCUGCCUAAACUGUUUAUUUCACCUGAACACCUUAGGCCCCAGGGGUCGGUAGGCAUGUUUCUUGCUUCCCAUUGCUCCCCUAACCCAUUGUUUUUCCUUUGCUUCAUCUAAAGCCACCCCUCCUCUAUCUAUUUCUUAGUUAUACAGCUGAAGUGUGAAAGUGUGGAGUGGGCUGCCUGGAUCCAUGUGUCCGUACAGGUGUUAGCAGGCAUCUCUCUCUCACACCUGCCUCUCAUGUCUCCCCAUCUCAAUCCUCUGUUUCCCUCCGUCUCUGUUUUCUGCUUUCCCUUAUGUUGGCCUUAUUUUCAAGCUUGUAUUUUCCCUCAGGGUGGCAGAGUUGGCCACCUGCAGCCAGUCCAGCUUGUUGAAGAGAGAGGUCCUCUUUUCCAGUCAGUCAAAAAACUCUCAGAUCUGAUUCUCAUUGAACUGCCUCGCGUCCAUGCCCACUGAGGAGCUAGACAGACAAGUUUACAGCAGCAGCUUAUCCGUGUGAUGGACCGAAUCUGUAAAUUAGUUGAUGCUGUUCCUGAUGAUGAGCUGAAAGCUUUGGAUUGUGGGAACAAGCUGCUCCAGCAGCGGGACAUAAGAAGGAAACUCCUAGCUGAAGCGGAUUUUGAUCCCAGUGAUGCCAGUGUUCUUAGCGCCAUGUGGGGGUGUAGGCCUGAUCCCCUGGAGAGCCCUUUGGAGGACUCGGCCUCUGUUUCCUUACCUUACGCGUUUCGGAAGGGUGACUCCUGUCCUGCAGGGAAUGCUGUGAAGGAGUUCACUCUUCCACACCUCCCCUCAAAUUCCAUGUCCACCCGGGAACAUUUACUGACUCCUCCCCUAGGAAAGACGGGAGUCUCAGCCACCACAAAGAGUCCCUUUGAAAGACCGCUAUUCAGUUCCCAUUUACAGAAGUCCUUUGUAAGUAGCAACUGGGCUGAAACACCGAGGGCAGAGAAAAGAAAUGAAAGCCCUGAUUUCCCAGGAAAUGUUCUCACAAGCACGGCUGUGAAAGAUCAGAAUAAACAUACCACCUCCAUAAAUGACUUGGAAAGAGAGCUCCAGGCUGCUUGCGAGAUUGACAAUUUUGACAUAGAUGACUUUGACGAUGAUGAUGAUGACUGGGAAAAUCUGAUGCAAAAUUUAGCAGCCAGCAAAUCUUCCACAGCUGCCUACCCACCCAUUAAGGAAGGUCGACCAGUUAAAUCAGUGUCAGAAAGACCCUCUUCCGCCAAGACAGACUGCCUUCCAGGGGCAUCUACUACUCAAAAUAAAAACUUCUCAGAGUCAAUUCCGAAUUACCCUGACAAGAUGGAGCAGAAUGUAGCAUCCAGAAAUCCGAAACAUGAGCGUUUCCAGAGUCUUAAUUUUCCUCAUACAAAAGAAAUGAUGAAGAUUUUUCAUAAGAAAUUUGGCCUGCAUAAUUUUAGAACUAAUCAGCUAGAGGCGAUCAAUGCUGCACUGCUUGGCGAAGACUGUUUUAUUUUAAUGCCCACUGGAGGUGGUAAAAGCCUGUGUUACCAGCUUCCUGCCUGUGUUUCUCCUGGGGUCACAAUUGUCAUUUCCCCUUUGAGAUCACUUAUAGUAGAUCAAGUCCAAAAGCUGACUUCCUUGGAUAUCCCAGCUACAUAUCUGACAGGUGAUAAGACGGACUCAGAAGCUACAAGUAUUUACCUCCAGUUAUCAAAAAAAGACCCAAUUAUAAAACUUCUGUAUGUUACACCAGAGAAGGUCUGUGCGAGUAACAGGCUGAUCUCUACUCUGGAGAAUCUGUAUGAGAGGAAGCUCUUGGCACGUUUUGUCAUUGAUGAAGCGCACUGUGUGAGUCAGUGGGGACAUGAUUUUCGUCCAGAUUACAAAAGAAUGAAUAUUCUUCGCCAGAAGUUCCCUUCUGUUCCAGUGAUGGCUCUCACUGCCACAGCCAACCCCCGGGUACAGAAGGACAUACUCACUCAGCUGAAGAUUCUCAGGCCUCAGGUGUUUAGCAUGAGCUUCAACAGACACAAUCUAAAAUACUACGUGUUACCCAAAAAACCUAAAAAGGUGGCAUUUGAUUGCUUAGAAUGGAUCAGAAAGCAUCACCCACAUGACUCAGGGAUAAUUUACUGCCUCUCCAGGCGAGAAUGUGACACAGUGGCUGAAACGCUACAGAACGAUGGCCUUGCUGCCCUGGCUUAUCACGCCGGCCUCAGCGACUCCGCCAGAGACGAAGUGCAGCACAAGUGGGUUAAUCAGGAUGGCUGCCAGGUUAUCUGUGCAACGAUUGCCUUUGGAAUGGGCAUCGACAAGCCGGACGUGCGCUUUGUGAUCCACGCCUCCCUCCCGAAGUCCAUGGAGGGUUACUACCAAGAGUCUGGCCGAGCCGGAAGAGACGGGGAGAUCUCUCACUGCAUACUCUUCUACACCUACCACGACGUGACCCGGCUGAAGAGGCUUAUCCUGAUGGAAAAAGAUGGAAACCGUCAUACACGAGAGACCCACUUCAAUAAUUUGUAUAGCAUGGUACAUUACUGUGAAAAUAUAACAGAAUGUAGGAGAAUACAGCUUUUGGCUUACUUUGGCGAAAAUGAAUUUAAUCCUCAUUUUUGUAAGAAAUACCCAGAUGUUUCAUGUGAUAACUGCUAUAAAACAAAGGAUUUUAAGACAAAAGACGUGACUGAUGAUGUGAAAAAUAUUGUAAGAUUUGUUCAAGAACACAGUUCAUCUCAGGGAACAAGAAAUAUAAAGCAUAUAGGUCCUUCUGGGAGGUUCACUAUGAACAUGCUGGUCGACAUUUUCUUGGGGAGUAAGAGUGCAAAAAUUCAGUCAGGAAUUUUUGGAAAAGGAUCUACUUAUUCAAGACACAAUGCCGAAAGACUUUUUAAAAAACUGAUACUGGACAGGAUUUUGGAUGAAGACUUAUAUAUCAAUGCCAAUGAUCAAGCAAUUGCCUAUGUGAUGCUCGGAAGUAAAGCACAAACCGUACUAAAUGGGCAUUUAAAGGUAGACUUUAUGGAAACGGAAAAUUCCAGCAGUGUGAAAAAACAAAAAGCAUUAGUGGCAAAGGUGUCUCAGAGGGAAGAGGUGGUGAAGAAAUGUCUUGGAGAACUUACAGAAGUCUGCAAAUCUCUGGGGAAAGUUUUUGGCGUCCACUACUUUAAUAUUUUUAAUACCGUCACUCUCAAGAAGCUCGCAGAAUCUUUAUCUUCUGAUCCUGAGGUUUUGCUUCAAAUUGAUGGUGUUACCGAAGACAAACUGGAAAAAUAUGGUGCUGAAGUGAUUCCAAUAUUACAGAAAUACUCUGAGUGGACAUUGCCAGCUGAGGACACCUCCCCACGGAGAAGCCCCUCCAGCAGCAGAGGCACCAGAAAAAACACUCCUGAGGAGUCGGAUGAGGAAGCACCCAUAUCUUCUCACUACUUUGCAAAUAAAACCAGAAACGAAAGAAAGAGGAAAAGGAUGCCAGCCUCCCAAAAAGCCAAGAGGAGAAGAACUGGUUUCAGUGGUUCCAGGACGAAAGGGGGGUCCAACACAUGCCGAAGGAUACCUUCUAAAACUAAACCCUCCAACAUAAUCGGACCCAGUUCCACUUUGCAUGGUUCUCAAGCAGCAUCAGGAGUCAGUAGGAAACUGGGGAUUAUGGCUCCACCAAAGCCUAUAAAUAGACCAUUUCUGAAGCCUUCAUACGCAUUUUCGUAACAACCAAAUCUCGACGUACAGAGAUCUCAUUUCUUGUUUGUCAGCAUCUGACCAUCUGUGAAUAUAAAGCUGCUAGUUUUGUUAUACCAUUUGUAAAUUUUUACCCAUAUCUAUUAAUAUUUAAAUAAAUGCUCGGGGUGACAGUUCUGGUUUUUUACAAUAAA
Bubalus bubalis (water buffalo) is the source of this 4875-nucleotide messenger RNA. It is a transcript of the gene BLM, whose product is annotated as BLM RecQ like helicase. NCBI's taxonomy places the organism in Eukaryota, Metazoa, Chordata, Mammalia, Artiodactyla, Bovidae. Gene Ontology annotation, molecular function: DNA binding; 3'-5' DNA helicase activity; four-way junction helicase activity. The coding region runs from base 1541 to 4711 and encodes 1056 amino acids. The record is from RefSeq and is a predicted model, not a curated record. The transcript is spliced from 18 exons. Gene Ontology annotation, cellular component: chromosome; cytoplasm; nucleus. Gene Ontology annotation, biological process: telomere maintenance; double-strand break repair via homologous recombination; DNA replication.